This is a messenger RNA of Durotheca rogersii, 1107 nucleotides long. RefSeq names its product Clavaminate synthase-like protein. NCBI's taxonomy places the organism in Eukaryota, Fungi, Ascomycota, Sordariomycetes, Xylariales, Xylariaceae. Bases 1 to 1107 code for a protein of 368 amino acids. The record is from RefSeq and is a predicted model, not a curated record. Gene Ontology annotation, molecular function: dioxygenase activity. The transcript has 4 exons.
AUGGCAGCGGUCGCCACGAGCGCCACCCACGGGAAAACAGAGAUCCCCGCGUACUACCAAGUCCCCGAGACGAAAUUUGAGCUCGAUUGGGCGGAUCUCGUAACGUUGGACCUUUCGCAGUUCGAUCAGCCAGACGGGAAAGAGAAGCUCGCGGCGCAGUUAUUCGAUGCCAUUCACAAGAUAGGCUUCUUCUACAUUAUCGGCUUCGGCUUGACCCAGGAGCAGGUUGACCGGCAAUUCGCGAUCGGGAGGGAAGUAUUCCAGCUGCCGACAGAGGAGAAGCUCAAGUACCGGGCGGACCUCGAAAACGGCGGUUACAAUGGUUAUAAGCCUCUCGGACUCCGUGAAGUAAAGCCGGGCGUAUAUGAUAACACUGAAAUCUACAACAUCCCCAAGUUCAUCCCCGCGUUCGAGAGGCCACACCCAGCAGUCAUAAAUGAGAACCGGCAGGAGAUCGAGGCCUUCGCGCGGCACAUCAACGAUGAGAUUGUCGGCAAGCUGCUCGUGCUCUUCGCUAUCAUCCUCGAGCUGCCAGAGGACUUCUUCCUGAAGACGCACCGCUACACGGAGAAGAGCGACUGCCACCUGCGGUAUAUGAAGUACCACCACCGUAGCGAGGAGCAGAACCGCAUCCUCGACAACGUCUGGGUCAAGGGCCACACCGACUUCGGCAGCUUGACACUGCUCUUCCGGCAGCCCGUCGCGGCGCUGCAGGUACGGACGCCCGAGGGCCAGUGGAAGUGGGUCAGGCCGUACCCGCAGAGCAUCACCGUCAACCUCGCCGACUCGCUCGAGUUCCUGACCAACGGCUUCCUCAAGAGCAGCAUCCACCGCGUCGUUGCCCCGCCGCCGGACCAAGCCGAGGUUGACCGUCUCGGUGUCCUGUACUUCGUCCGACCUGAGGACAGCCUCGAGCUGCGGCCCGUCGUCAGCGGCGUCCUCGAGCGCCUGGGCUACGACAAGACCACCGACGGUAGCGCUGUCGGAAUCACCGCCGGCGAGUGGGUUAAGGCACGCGUACGCAAGGGCGUGGCCAAGGAUAAGCCGCGGAGCGAGGUGGCCGAGCAGGAGAUAAUCCGCGGCAAGGCGGCCAAGUACUACGACUAG